This is a messenger RNA of Trichobilharzia szidati, 338 nucleotides long. NCBI's taxonomy places the organism in Eukaryota, Metazoa, Platyhelminthes, Trematoda, Strigeidida, Schistosomatidae. The record is from the annotation of a GenBank genome assembly.
UUCGAAGCUCGGAGGUACAAGAACUCAUUGGAAAAUGCCACGGUUUUAUGCAUCGUAUGGGAAUUCUGAUUAUACCACCGAGAGGUUACAGCGAAUCCCUUUCCCUGACAACAUUUGGAUCACAAUAUAUACAGUUAUUAUGAUAAUGGUGACAGCUGGUGUUGUCCUCUUAUUUACUUUCGUGGACGUGAUUUGGAAAUUCUUCAAAAAGAAUUCUUGGGUAUAUUUUAUUAUUAUGUAAGUUCUCUGUUCAACAUUAUUUAUCGAAUGUUCGAUUGAAUUCAUCACACCUUGACAAGUGGAAUUCAUUUGUGAUACAGAGCAGUAAUCCACUUCAC